Molecule: messenger RNA, 1933 nt
Organism: Bactrocera neohumeralis
Lineage: Eukaryota; Metazoa; Arthropoda; Insecta; Diptera; Tephritidae
Gene: TfIIA-L
Product: transcription initiation factor IIA subunit 1
Exons: 7
Coding region: 827-1918 (363 amino acids)
Biological process (GO): transcription initiation at RNA polymerase II promoter; transcription by RNA polymerase II
Cellular component (GO): transcription factor TFIIA complex
Source: RefSeq, a predicted model, not a curated record
UUUUCUCCAUGCCGGAUGGAAUAAGAAUGGAAAAGCCAUGUGCUAGGAUAAUAUGCUUUCAUACUUGUAAACACUGUUCUAUUGUGGGGUAAAGGACAUGUAAAAACUUUGUUUUGUCAGCGACUACAAAAGGUAGAAUACACAACUGCACACGUGUCAAAGGCCUUGCGGUGCUUACGUGAGUGUAAACGGGAUAGAUAGACUACUAGAAAGGUGGAAACUGUCGAAACAGGCAGUAUUCGCGACAAUCGUGGGAAUUUCUUAGCACGACUUUCGACGAGCCAUUCGAAAAGUGCUAUUUUAUGUGAACAGACGUUAAAAAUUUUACGUUCUUUGAUGUUGCAUUUCUUAGUAAAAUUAAGUAUUUACUUAGGUUGCAUGAAUUUGUGACUAUUUAUAGCAUCAGUUAAAGAAUAUUACACGUGCCGCAAGAAUAGUGAUACUUCAACCACAUAAGUUUUCCUUGCAAUCUAGUAUUUUGUGCACUCGUGACGAUCCGGUCUUGCCCCUCCACCGCCGUAUGUUUUGCGUUAUACCUUUCGUCUUGCUACAUACAUAUCUAACAUUGACGCCGCUAUUUUAUUGAACUUAUUUACAUAUUCAAAUCAUUGCUGUUGUAAAAAGACCUAUUUCAAAGUUUUGGACUAUUCUUAUUUUGUUAGUUCUGUGAGCAGACAACGGCCUCAAACUGGCGGAAAAGAAGGUCGCUUUGACAUUAUGCCAGACUUCUGUGCUAAAAGUUUACUAUGCUGUUAUCGAAGAUGUAAUUGCGAAUGUGCGCGACGCCUUUCUGGAUGAGGGUGUCGACGAACAGGUUUUACAAGAGAUGAAACAAAAUUGGCGGGCAAAACUAAUGGCAAGCAAAGCUGUGGAAAUAAAUCCGGAACCUCCAGAGCCACAACCGCCACCAAUUGUAGCCAAUAAUCCGAAGCCAUCAAAGGCUGCCACCGCCAAAGCUAAGAAAGCAGCAGCGGCUGCCGCUGCAGCUGCAGCUCAACAAAACAGCAGUAAUAAUGCAACCAACGAUAUAAAACCAAGCAUUGCACAGCUACAGUCGAACGUGGUAAAUGGAGCUGGUACUAUCGGUGGUCCGACCACAUCAGCUGCAGCCAACAACUCGGCCGCAAUGAAUGGAGGUCUUAAACAGGAGUUGGGAAAGUCAGUGUCGACACUAAGCGGCGGAUUGGGCAACAGCUUACAGAAAUCGAAUGUGAUUGGCAGCGCGCAAACAGGUGCAGCACCAGUAGCUUCUUCAUCAGGAAUAGGCGGUGGUGUAGGUGGGUCACAGCCACAAUCAACAAAUUCAACCAUACCGAUUGUAGCCACACUUGAUCCGAAUCGCAUUAUGCCUGUAAACAUAACAUUACCCGCUCAAACUGGCUCCAUGAACACAGAAUCUCGCGUGCUCACCAUACAUGUUCCAGCAUCGGCGCUUCAAGAUAAUCAGCUAACACAAAUUUUGACCGCGCAUUUAAUUUCGUCUAUAAUGUCGUUGCCAACAACGCUGGCCUCCUCAGUGUUGCAGCAGCACGUGAAUGCGGCGCUCAUUAAUAGCAACAUGCAGAAAAGUUUCAAUGCUUCAAAGCAACUUGAUGGCGCUGUAGACACUUCAGACGAAGACGAAAGUGAAGAAAGCGAUGAUAACAUGGACAAUGAUGAUGACGAUGAUUUAGAUAAAGACGAUGACGAAGACGCGGAAAACGACGGUGGCGCCGAAGAAGAACCGCUCAACAGUGAUGAUGAUGUGACGGACGAGGAUGCCAGCGAUGUAUUCGAAACGGAUAACGUUAUUGUUUGUCAGUACGAUAAGAUCACACGUUCACGUAACAAAUGGAAGUUUUACCUCAAGGAUGGUAUUAUGAAUAUAGGUGGGAAAGAUUAUGUAUUCCAAAAGUCCAAUGGAGACGCGGAGUGGUAAAAACCAUUACCACAA